GCGUUGUGUAAGCAGCUGGAGUUUCACGUGGGACGAGAAAAAAAUAAUCUCGCAAAUAAGAUAAACACAUACACUUAGCGCCGUGUGUUGAACAGAACACACAUACAUAUAAGAUCUCUAUAUGACGACUUUGGCUCGCUACAAACCUGGCAGUAGUAAAAAAGCCUUUCAGCCGUCAUCAUGUGUCAUGGAUACUUCCAUUUCUUUACCUUAGUUGUGAUACUUACUUUAUCAUCAAUUAAUCAAGUAUCAGCAGUAAAAUGCUACGACUGCGAUUCCCAUAUCGAUAAGGAUUGUACUGACAAUCCUAAACAAACUAAGUUUAUCGUUGAUUGUUCGCACCAUUCCUUUCUACCAACUUCGGAAAAGCAAGAUAAUCAAGCAGCAGGAGUGGAAUAUAAUUGCGGCUAUGCGCGAGGAGUUUCAACUAUAGAUAGUGAAAUUCGAGUAAGAAGAGGAUGCGCUGUCAAAUCAACGACGUGUGAAACUUACUCAAGGAUUUACAAAGCGGAUCACAAUAUCGAGCUUAAAGAGUGCACGCGCUGUGAAUCUGAUUUCUGUAAUUCGUCUGGACAUUUGAGUACUGGAAUCUGGAGCCUUUCUUUAUCUUUAAUAGCACUAUAUAUUUUUAAAUUAUAAAUUGGAUCAAUUUGACAUUUAAGAUAUUUUAUGACGAGUUUUAUGAAAUAGCGUGCAUGCACGUACUAUAUUAUUUUGUAUCAAUGUAUUUUUUGUAAUUUUUCUACUUGAAAUUGAGAUGGGUACAUAUGUUUUUCAAUCUAAAGAGUUAGACUAGUUAAGAAUAAAUAAAUCAUCAUCACUUAUCAAAUGCAUCGCAAUAAAAUACGUAUCAUGAAAGUUGUAUAUAUUUAAACGAACUAUCUAUUGUAUGAAUGAAUGUAAAUCAGGCUAGAUUAGUUCUACAACCAAUCAUCUAAGUGAUCAUUGUUAUUCUAGGAAAUGGAUGAUUUGUUUGUGAAAAAUAGACUGAAAAUAGCAUUAACCUUUUGUAUGCAUUAAUAAGUAAUUUUCCCGGCGUCCCAGUCGAACCGGUCUUUCGGGAUUCUAAAUAUUCCAGUUUAAAGUUCAAGAGUACGUGCGAUUUAUUUACACACUGUGAGUUAACCGAUUAUGCAUUUUAGUCGAUUAAACUUUGCCUGCAUAAGAUAUUCUUUAUGACACGGAUAUACAGCAGACCACGUCUUAGCUAUGCAAUAUUGUAUUAUAAUUAUUACUUUAUAAGGGGCAUAUCCAGAUCUACUAGAGUUGGCCAGUUAUAUCGAGAACUAAUUUAACGAUAUGUAUACCAAUCUUGUUCUAUAUCGUGAUUUUGUAGGUUUUAUGACUUUGUACCCUUUUACAUUUGCAAAAUGUAUAAUAAUAUUACAAAACAUUCACUUUAUCAACUACGAAUACAGACUUUGAGUCGAGUUAAUAAUUUGACCGAUUAAACACCGAGAGUUUUUUUAGGCAUGUAGAUCAAAUUGUAACCUAGCCGCACAAGAUAUCUUUAAAAAAAGGUACCUAAGCAUUCAGAAUUCAGUGCAAACUCACUUUUUAUAGAAUUACGAAUUAGCUAUAUAUACCGGGACGACUUAAAAAUGGACUGACAAAAACAUAUUUUAUUUGGUUCAACUCGACUUACUUAAACGUUUCCAGGUAAUUUAUUUUAAAGACAAACAUCAUUUCUUACGUCAUGCGAGUGGUAAACAUUUUUAUAAAAAAUAGUAUUUCAACGGUUAUCCGAGUAUGUCAUCACCUGCAAUGCAGAUUAUGAUUAGAUAGGGUUUGUGCUUACCUUGUACGUGAACCUAAAACGCCGAUAAGCUUCUACAUAUAUGUUACGUGCUAAGCUAGAGCAGACACCAGACGCUGAGAUGUCACCAAACGAUCGACAAGAUUAAAAAGAAGUCGGAGGAGAGUCCCCUGUUUUCACAGGAAAAGAAAGACAGGAUGUAACAAUAUACAGUCAAAAAGCAAUUAUUUUGUG
Messenger RNA from Phymastichus coffea, 1990 nucleotides. RefSeq lists its product as uncharacterized. The record is from RefSeq and is a predicted model, not a curated record. Lineage: Eukaryota; Metazoa; Arthropoda; Insecta; Hymenoptera; Eulophidae. Bases 181 to 639 code for a protein of 152 amino acids. The transcript is spliced from 4 exons. Gene Ontology annotation, biological process: sleep; regulation of synaptic transmission, cholinergic; positive regulation of voltage-gated potassium channel activity.